AUGUCCACCUGGAGCGGCACCGAGUACGCUGGGCCGGAGAAGAACGAGUGGUUCGAGGGCGAGGGGAGGUUCAAGUUCCCCAACGGCGUGGUCUACGAGGGGGAGUUCCGCAAGGGCGAGUUCCACGGCGAGGGAGCCCUUGUGUACCCGAACGGGGGCCGCUACCAGGCCCGCUGGGAGCGGGGCUACGCCGUGGAGGGGAAAUACCUCUUCAAGGACGAGCUCCUGUACGAGGAUCCGGACAAGAACUGGCAGUACGUCUCUCAGGGUGACCGGCGCUUCUACACCGAGGUGCGGCAGGGCCUCAACCCCGCGGGCAAGACUUUGCUCACCAACGAGGCCGCCCCACCGCCCAUCCCGAAGGGCACGUACGACUACGGUAGCGGUUACUUCGACCCGAAGUCCGAGGAUCAGGGGCAACGUUUAGGGGGAGGUGCUGGGCUACGUGACCGAGUUGGAGGAGCGCUGGAUCAAGGAGCACUGCAGAAAGGGCUUCGACGAGGGCCAGCUCCCAGGAGGCCGCCCCACGUUGACCGCGGCUGUGGGGACGGGAGCGCCAGCCGCUGCUGCGAGCCAGCCGUAGGCUCACAUGUCGGCGGAUGUCCUGUGAAUCUGGCCAUGCGUCUUUCCAGUUUCCUGACACGUCGCCGCUAG
Messenger RNA from Prorocentrum cordatum, 654 nucleotides. NCBI's taxonomy places the organism in Eukaryota, Dinophyceae, Prorocentrales, Prorocentraceae. The record is from the annotation of a GenBank genome assembly.